Messenger RNA from Vicia faba (fava bean), 1275 nucleotides. The record is from the annotation of a GenBank genome assembly. NCBI's taxonomy places the organism in Eukaryota, Viridiplantae, Streptophyta, Magnoliopsida, Fabales, Fabaceae.
AUGUCAAACCGAGUUUUCAUGAAAAAGGGGUUCCUCACUCUAAUGGGCACUCACCUUGUAAACUUUCUAACCAAACAAAACCAACAAAAAUCACUCUGUGUUUCCAUUUCCAUUCGAUCAAAAACAACAUCUAUCCAAUAUGUAGAAUCACGACAUAGAGACCCCACUUUUGAGAAAUUCAUGGAAAAGUACAAGAACCUUCUCAAAGUCAUUGCCAUUCAAGACCUUAUUCUUGCUAACCCCAAAAACCAAUCCGUCUCUGUUGAUUUCCUCUCCAAUCUCUCCCAGAAGCUCCACCUCAACCGCGGUGCCACUGCCUUCCUCCGCAAGUUUCCUCAUAUCUUCCAUAUUUACUAUGAACCUUCCAAGUUGCAGCCUUUUUGCAGGUUAACUGAUGCUGCUUUUGAUGUCUCACGCAUUGAAGCCGAGGCUAUUAAUGCUUCUUUGCCUCUUGUUGUUGAAAGGCUUGUUCGGAUAUUGUCCAUGUCUGCUUCCAGAACUGUUCCUCUUAGAGCUAUUUUUAAGGUUUGGAGGGAGCUUGGUCUUCCUGAUGAUUUUGAGGACUCGGUUAUAGCUGGGAAUCCUAGUGUUUUUCAGCUUUGUGAUGCAGAUGAAGUAAAUACUCAUUUGUUGAAGCUGGUUGGUGAUGUUCCCAGCAAUUGUUUUAGAGCUUCUGUUGAGGAAUGGAGGGUUGUUGAGUGUUGUAAAGAGGAGUGCAGUGUUAAUAGCAUGAAAAUGCGGUAUAGUUUCAAACAUGUGUAUCCUCCAGGGAUGAAGUUGAGCAAGAACUUUAGAGCCAAAGUGAAGGAAUGGCAGAGUUUGCCUUAUAUGGGGCCUUAUGAGAUGGUUGGUGAGAAGAAGAAGUCGUCAAAGGCUGGUAUGAUGGCGAUGGAGAAAAGAGCAGUCUCCAUUGUUCAUGAGUUUCUGAGUUUGACAGUGGAGAAGAUGGUGGAAGUUGAGAAGAUAAGUCAAUUUAGAAAAUGGUUUGGGAUUGAUUUAAAUAUAAGAGAUCUGUUCUUGGAUCACCCGGGAAUCUUCUAUUUGUCAACUAAGGGUAAAAGGCACACUGUUUUCCUGAGGGAAGCUUAUGAGCGUGGUUGUUUGAGACAGCCAAAUCCUGUUUAUGAUGCAAGGAGAAGGCUGCUUGAUCUUGUUGCUUUAGAACGUCGGGGCUUACCUGCUGUUAAUUCCAAGUUGCAGAACAAAAGCAGUAGCAACGAGGUUGAACAAGGGGACAACAUGCAAAGCGGGGAUAGUUUAUCAUCUUUUGACUAG